AAAUCCUUCCAAACAAGGUAAAUUCAUUUUACAUUACUUCCCCUCCCCUCUCCUCCCUUCCAUUAAAAUCCUUCCCCUCCCUUUCCCUCUCGUGAACCAAACAGUGUCUAACUGAAAAAUUGCCCCCUUUCUCAUCAGUCAUCCCUUCGCAUCUCUCGCCGGCAAAUAAACCCUCAUAAGACGAAAGCCUCUACGCAGUGAGCGAGAUUAAUCACAGUUUUCAUCCGAAAACUUCCGCCGGUUGUUCGCCGUCUACUCUCUGAUUUCAGUCCCUUAUAAGCAUCCUGUUCGUGUUAUGGGAGACAGUGAGACCGCUAUGACACAAAUAUCUGCUUUACAUAAUGAUGCAAGUGCACUUGUUGCUUCUGAUGCUGGUGGGUCCAUUGUUUCAGCUAAGGACAACAUUGCUGGUUCCGCUCCUGCUCUCGAUGCCCCCGAAAAUAUGACCCAGCAAGAAAACCAUGUUGUAACGGCAUAUGAUGCUAACAAAAGUUUUGCUGGCCAUGGUGACUCUUCUGUGGACACUCAGGUUACUGCUUAUGGGUCCUCGCUGAAUGUUAAUGGUGUUAGUGAAACAGAGGUUGGAGCAAAUGAAGGUAUUACAGAAAAUGGUGUUGCUUCAGCCGAUGGUAUUGGAUCUGCUGCUUUGCAUCAGACUGUAGAUGGUUCGGGCCUGAGUACUGAAGAAGAAAGAUUAUGGAGCAUAGUAAAGACUAAUUCUUUGGAUUUUGAUGCCUGGACUGCAUUAAUUGAAGAAACAGAGAGAAUGUCAGAGGGCAACAUAUUGAAAAUUCGAAAAGUUUAUGACACCUUUUUAGCGGAAUUUCCUUUAUGCUAUGGUUACUGGAAGAAGUAUGCUGAUCACGAGGCACGCCUCAGUUCAGUGGACAAGGUUGCGGAGGUGUACGAACAAGCGGUUCAAGGAGUGACCUACUCUGUGGACAUGUGGCUUCAUUACUGCGUUUUCGCCAUCAGCACUUAUGGAGAUCCUGAGACUAUCAGAGGGAUUUUCGAAAGAGGAUUGGCAUAUGUUGGAACUGAUUACUUGUGCUUCCCACUUUGGGACAAAUACAUCGAGUAUGAGAUAUCUCAACAAGAUUGGUCUCAUGUGGCUACAAUUUAUACAAGGGUAUUGGAGAUACCUAACCAGCAGCUGGAUCGAUAUUUUGAAGGAUUUAAAGAGUUGGUUGCCAGUCGCCCUUUAUCUGAGUUGCGGACAUCUGAAGAAGCUGCUGUUGCCCUAGCUGUUGCAGAUUCUGAAGCUGUAGCCCAAGAAAAUGAGGGAGAGGUCCCUUCUAGUACAUCAAAGACUACAAAUGCGAGCUUAAAAGAAGCUGAGGAGUUGGAGAAGUAUAUUUCUAUCAGAGAAGAGUUGUAUAAAAAAGCAAAGGACGUCGAUGCUAAGAUCAUUGGUUUUGAGACAGCUAUUAGGAGGCCCUACUUUCAUGUGAGGCCCCUCAAUGUUGCAGAGCUUGAGAAUUGGCAUAAUUAUCUUGAUUUUAUUGAAAGUGGAGAUGAUCUCAAUAAGGUUGUUAAGCUAUAUGAAAGAUGUCUGAUAGCAUGUGCUAGAUAUCCUGAAUUCUGGAUACGAUAUGUUUUGUGCAUGGAAGCUAGAAGCAGUAUGGAGCUUGCCGAAAAUGCACUUACCCGUGCCACUCAAGUCUUCGUAAAGUGCCAAGUGAGUGCAUCUUUUAUGCUAAAGCAAAGCCAUGGCAACACCAUGGCUGUGUGGUGUGGCGGAUUUGUGCCAAACCGCCAUGCUAAAGUUGUGAAGGAGGGUGGUUAUGGCGGCGCAACAGGCUGCCAUAGCAGGAUUUUUGUCUGCCACCAAUUCCUCUAUCCGCCAUCGAUAACACUGGCAAUUAAUGUGAACUGCCUUUUCAUGUCCUUUAAUAAUGGCCUAUUGGUACAGAGGCAACCAGAGAUCCAUCUUUUUGCUGCUCGAUUUGAGGAGCAGCAUGGUGAUGUUACUGGAGCUCGUGCUGCUUAUCAACUUGUGCAUAGUGAAAUUUCACCUGGUCAUCUUGAAGCAAUCAUCAAGCAUGCAAACAUGGAAAAUCGACUUGGAAACUUGGAAGAUGCUUGUUCCUUAUAUGAGCAGGCAAUUGCAAUUGAGAAAGGGAAGGAGCAGUCACAGACUUUGCCAUUGUUGUUCGGCCAGUAUUCGCGUUUUGUAUUUUUGGCCUCUCGCAAUGUUGACAAGGCAAGGGAUAUUCUUGUUCAAGGUGUGGAGAAUACCCAAUUGUCAAAACCCCUUCUAGAGUCUAUGAUCCACUUAGAAUCAAUCGUGCCUCUUCCGAAGCAAAUAGAAUAUUUAGAUUCCCUAGUUGAUAAAUUCAUCGUUUCGACUCCUGAGAACCCUAGUGUUGGUAGUGUUGAUGAAAGAGAGGAGCUAUCAAGCAUCUUCUUGGAGUUCUUGGAUCUAUUUGGAGAUGCUCAUACCAUCAAGAAGGCUGACAACCGGCAUGCAAAAUUGUUCUUGCACCACAAAAGCACGUCAGAGUCAAAGAAGCGCCAUGCGGAGGAUUAUUUAGCUUCAGACAUAACAAAACUUGGAAAAUCACUUGUUCCGACACCUGGUCCUCCAUUGAUGGGUGCAUAUCCCAACAUGCAAAAUCAGUGGGGAGCAGCUGGUUAUGGUGUUCAGCCUCAAGCCUGGUCUCAAGCUCCACAGGCUCAAGCACAACAGUGGAACCCUGGCUAUGCUCAACAGGCUGCUUAUGGUGGUUAUGGAGCGAGUUACCCCCACCCACAAGUAGCCACAUCCGUGCCCCAAACUGCCACGUACGGAAGUUAUCCUCCGACUUAUCCCACACAGGCUUACGCACAGCCAGUUGCAAGUGCAACUUUUACGCACAGCCAGGCUUACGCACAGCCAGUUGCAAGAUUUACAUAG
This is a messenger RNA of Striga asiatica, 2896 nucleotides long. Lineage: Eukaryota; Viridiplantae; Streptophyta; Magnoliopsida; Lamiales; Orobanchaceae. The record is from the annotation of a GenBank genome assembly.